AUGGGCACUGGAUUCUCCGCACUCUUUUCACGGCUCUUCGCGAAGAAGCAGAUGAGACUGUUGAUGGUUGGCUUGGAUGCUGCAGGAAAGACCACAACCCUCUACAAACUCAAACUUGGUGAAGUUGUCACAACAAUUCCAACACUUGGUUUUAAUGUGGAGACUGUUGAAUACAAGAACAUCAGCUUCACCGUGUGGGAUGUGGGUGGUCAGGAUGUAAUCAGACGUCUGUGGAGACAUUACUUCCAGAACACACAGGGUCUCAUAUAUGUGGUGGAUAGCAGUGAUGUUGAGCGAAUCGAAUUAGCUGCUGAAGAGCUGCACAGCAUGCUCAGAGAAGAUGAACUGAGAGAUGCUGUUCUGCUGGUGUUCGCCAACAAGCAGGACUUACCAAAAGCUAUGUCCACCAAUCAGAUAACAGAAAAGCUUGGCUUGCGUACAUUAAGGAACAGAACUUGGUAUGUCCAGGGAACCUGUGCAACCCAAGGUACAGGUUUAAUGGAAGGAUUGGACUGGCUCUCUGAUCAGCUCGCCAAGCUUUGA
Chanos chanos (milkfish) is the source of this 543-nucleotide messenger RNA. Its product is annotated as ADP-ribosylation factor 4-like. The coding region runs from base 1 to 543 and encodes 180 amino acids. Lineage: Eukaryota; Metazoa; Chordata; Actinopteri; Gonorynchiformes; Chanidae. The record is from RefSeq and is a predicted model, not a curated record. Gene Ontology annotation, molecular function: GTPase activity; GTP binding. The transcript has 6 exons.